GGCCAUGAUGGCUUCUUGUCUAACACGCCCGAGCCCGACAUGGAAAAUUUUCAAUGUUGUUUUUUAGUAUUUGUGACUGAGUGUGUGUAAAUAAAUAAGGCGGGAAUGUACUGACAAGCCUCUUAAUAAGUUCUGUGUCGGACUCGGACCGUCCAAGUGUCUGUUCGCCCGUGAAACGCGAUUUUUGAUGUUCGUUGUAUACUUCACAUGGUGGUGCCCUCCUCAAACACAAACAUCAUGUCCAAGCUUUCUUUUCGGGCCAGGGCCCUCGAUCCAAGCAAGCCCAUGCCGAUUUAUUCGGAAGCGGAUGUGCCUGAUUUACCGGAAUAUGCGGCUAACAGGGCUGUGCCCCAAAUGCCCACGGGAAUGCAAAAAGAAGAGGAAUGUGAGCAUCACUUGCAGCGAGCAAUAUGUACAGGACUUAUCAUCCCUACACCAGAAGUCACCAAGGUGCCAGAGUGCGAACUCUCUUAUCCUUCCAACUACAAGCAGCCUAGGCAGCUUAUUCAUAUGCAACCGUUUACUAUGGAACAAGAAAUUCCGGACUACGACAUGGACACAGAUGACGAACGUUGGUUACAAGUCCAAAAACCUCGGCUAGAUCUUAAUAUCCUAAAGUUCGAAGAAAUGAUGGAUAGGUUGGAAAAAAGCAGUGGUCAGACUGUGAUAACUUUGGCAGAAGCUAAAGCUCUAUUAAAAGAAGAUGAUGAGUUAACCAUUGCUGUGUACGAUUAUUGGUUGAAUAAACGGCUUAAACUGCAACAUCCCCUUAUAUCAGUAGUACGUACCGAGCACCGUACUGGCAUAGCAGCCAACAAUCCGUAUAUAGCUUUCAGGAGGCGCACUGAGAAAAUGCAAACUCGUAAAAAUCGCAAAAACGACGAAUUUUCUUACGAAAAAAUGCUCAAAUUACGCCGAGAUUUACUCAGAGCUGUCACAUUGCUUGAACUGGUGAAGAGGCGGGAAAAGUGCAAAAGGGAAUACCUCCAUUUGACAGUGGAGGUGUUUGAAAAAAGAUUUCAGGCCAGGGACUAUAAUGGUGCUAUUGUUGCUGAGGCUGUAGGAUCAAAAACUGCUGUAACACCCAGACCAGCUUUCACACCAAUUUUCCACAACCACAACCAGAGUUGGGCGGAUGUCGCUGGUCCGCAGACUCAAGCUACCCACCAACAUCAUUACAAAACAACAAUCAGAGAUGAGAUGUUAGGGCGUCGUGAGAAACGUCAAUACAAAAAACGCAAGCAUAAAUCCCGUGCUGUCGAAGGCCUGUCAUCUGACGAGGAAAGUUCCCUAGGUGCACCACCGAUAGAACCUACACCAGAACCUGAUCAAAAGGAUGAGGGUCCAUACAUUUUCAAACGUAAGAAACAAGUUAACUACCACUAUGGAGGGCCUCUAGGAAAAUGUUCUUCCAGACUGGAAAAAGGUGUUGAGGAUCAGUACUUCAUGACGUCACUAUCUAACAGAAGACCUGUCGGAUUUGUCAGAAAGAGAAUGGGAAGAGGUGGGAGGGUUAUCUUGGAUCGUCCAGGGGCAAAUGAUGAUUUCUGGAGAGGGUUAAACUAUACAAUAAGAGAACCCAACAUGAAUGGAGCUUUGACUGAGGAUGAUUCAAUAACAAACAAAAAGUUAGGAACGGAAAUUGUAGAGUAUAAUAAGGACUGGGCGCAGAAACAACGUGUCCCUCAUCACAGUGGUUACAGUGAUUCAAUUACUGAUAUAAAAUCACAGAUAAAAUCAGAUAUAAAAUCAGAGAUGGAAUUAGAGAUAAAAUCAGAUGUCGAAAACCCUCUAGAACCUACAAAUUUCAAUAAUUUAAUAGCUAAAGGUUUUAAUAUUGAUAAUAAAGAAACAGUGGAACUUUCACCAUCACUUCCAAGGAGUUUGUACCAUUUCAGGCCCAAAACGCCACCUCCUGGCUCUGACCGUCCAUGUCAGUUAUUACAACCUGACUCGAAUUUCAUUGAGCCAUUCCAAAUGGAAAUACAGCAUUUGCUUCCGCUUAGCGAUGCUGUUGUUGAUCAUUCACCGUUUCUUACUGAUGAAAUCGAUUUGCAAACUCGCUGGUUGGAUAAGGGACCACAAGGUCCGAUUUUUGAAGACUACGUUUAUGAAGAACAAAAAAAGAAGAAAGUGGAUUCAUUCACAUCAAGUCGUGUAUCCAUUUAUGAUGCCAGUGGGGAGAUACCGCAACCAGAAGAUGACGAAUUGAUGGAGGUGAACGACGAGUUGGAUUCAACUGAAGAGGAGGAGAUAGAGACAACUGAUGAAGACGAGGCAGAGAUAGGAGUGGUAGAAGCAGCAGUUGACGAAGACAGGGUGUAUAGUCCUAGAAAUGGGCAGAUGCCAAAACUUGGCUUUGAAGCUGAUGUACCUACUUUGGGUCAUAGACAUACCCAUAGCAUCAAUAAGUACGCCAAUGUCAGCCUAGUGACAACAGCACAAUCUGUCACGAUUGAAAGUGCCAACGAUAUCCUAAAAUUGGAAGAAGCCCAAAAAACACCCCAAGUGAUAAACAACAGCAAACCCAUGGAGGUGACAUGAUGUAGGCCAGUCCCUCGAGGGUUUUCAGUUGGGCGUAAUCGGAUUUUAAAUACUCUUCAAGAAAGAGAGAGAUGAAUACAAGAAGUACACAUACCCAACUAAGAGUCUUUCAUGUAUAGGGUUUUUGGAUUGGUUAUAAAUUGACCACCCACUUGACUUGUUUAUUUUAGUUAGGAGCUAAAAAAGUUCAAUAGAGGAGUGGAUUUUGGUUAAAGCAGGCUUUUAUCCGAUAUCCGUUUAGUUUAUGCAAGGUGAUCCUAUUGAUGAAAAACCCUGUAUAAUUUAAUUUAUUUUGUUUCAUCUUUUCUUCCUGAUUCUAAAUACAAAAUACAGUUUGUUGGGUCUUCUUUAGUUUUUUACUGAUUACGUUUUAUUUAAAUAAUAUUUUCUGUUGAUCAGUAUAGGAGGCUAUGCUUGCUACAACGCUAUUUCUAUAGUGGGUGGUCAAUUUAUAAUCAAUAACCCUGACACACAACGUUUUUUGUGUUUAAGAAAAAUCAAUACGCUUGGUAGUAAAAUGUGUUCAAGGAUGAGUUUUCCCCUGACCGUCUAUUUUUACUGUGAGUGAAUUCGGAAACUACAUUUUUUUGCGCCGCGAAAUAUGAAACAGAUGACAGUUCAAAUGACCUGAUGGGCUCUUUCACCUAAAUUAAAAUAUGUAUGUAGUUUACACAUAAAAUCUUAAAUGAGGGACUAUCAAGUAUAAAAAAUUUCUAUGAGGUUAAAUAAGUUUUCUACAGGCACUUCAAAACUGGACAAAUUUAAAAUGAUUCAGACGCGCCAGACGAUGAUUAAAAAUGAUUCCAAUAAAAUCUAGAAUCAUGGAAAAAAAAUAAAACUGAAAAUAAAAAUUAAAUUAAAUUGUGUAUUAUAAUAAUUUAAUGUUUUUUCAUAAAACCUUGAAUCCAUAAUCAAUCAUUGAGUUUUUUUUGGUAAUAUGCCAACAUUUUUGAAUCAAACUAGUACAGGGUGUCCCAGCCGAAAGUGAACCAUUUUGAAUGGUUAUAACUUUUAAACCAGGUGUGCUAGCUACCUGCGGUUUGCGCCAUUCGAUUUCUCUUGGUCUAAAGUUUUUUCUAGUAGGUUGCAAACUUUUUUGAAACAAGCAAAGUAAAAAAAAUAAUGUUCAAGGUAUCCAUGUACGAAUAGACAUAGUCCCUAAAACUUGAAAUUUUAGCCGUGAAAAAUCCAAAUCGAAAUCUUGGUAUUUUUGCAAAAGCAUAUUUACAAAGCUUGGAACUUAUGUUUGCCUAAUAAAAAGUUAAUAAAAACUGCAUAAAACUAUACAUUAUUAUUAUGUGUUUGAUGUUUCCAAUCCAUAAUCCAUUCUGUUUCAGGCAUUUAUGAAUCAGUAAAUGGGUGAAUGACUUGUGUAACAUUUCCUGGGGAAUCACUUCAAUGACAUUAGAAAUGUUCCGCUUAAGAUCUUUCAAGCUAUUUGAGCAAGGGAUUACAGCAUCUUUCCUUGACAUAACUCCAGAGAAAAAAGUGUGGAACUCUCAAGUCAGGAGAGUAAGGUGUCCAUCCUAUAGGACCUCCAUAUCCGUCUUUCCCCAAAUGUCAUAUCUAGUGAUUCCCUUGCUAUUAAAGAAUAAUGAGGUGGGGGCACCAUCCUGCUGGAAAUAGAUAUCAUCCAAGAUACCCUCCUGACUUAACUGUGGAAAAAAGAACAUAUCAGUGUAUACAAUUUCUGUUAUGGUUGGUUCAUUAAUGGAAAUGGUCUGUAUUUUUUCUUGAUAGAGAUUGCACACCAAACUGUUACUUUUGGGGUAUGUCUAUUUUAACUUAAUUGAUAUCUAACUAGACAGUUACAAAAAUCUUUGUCAUAGUGAUGUCAAACAUGAAGUUGCAUGCGUUUGCAAAAAUACCAAGAUUUCGAUUUUGAUUUUUCACCUUCUAAAACUUCAAGUUUUAGGGACUGUCUAUUGGUACAUGGAUACCUUGAAUAUUAAUCUUUUUUUUGACAUUGUGAUAUACAGGGUGUUCAAUUGAAAAUAGUGGAGAAUUUUGAUGUUGAAAAACUGAUUUUUUUUCACUUGCCCUGUAUAAGUUUCAAAAAAAUUUGCAACCUACUAAAAAAAACUUUGGACCAAGAGAAAUCGAAUGGCGCAAACUGCAGGUAGCUAGCAUACCUGGUUCAAAAGUUAUAUCCAUUUAAAAUGGUUCACUUUCGGCUGUAUUAAACAUUUUUAAUGCUGACAAUGAGUAGCCCACUGUCAGUAUUCCAGUUGUGACGUAUUAAAAAUAAAAUGCUUGUUUUUAUUCAGAGAGUUUUCUUCUUUUUCCAUUUUCUCUAAAAGGGAAAGGACUCAAAUUUAAUAGCCCAUUGACAUGAAUUUAGACCAAUCUCUCUAAAGAAUUCAGUAAACAAAUUUGUAAGGAAUAUAAGGCGAUAAAGACAAAAUAUGUUUUUAUUUUAGGUCGUUUCUGCAAACCAGGAGCAAGUUACAAACACAAACUUGUAUUUCUUAAGCUGAGGAAGUCAAGAAAUUGAUCAGCGCUUAAUUCAACUGGCCGUCUGCGUUUUCAUCUUCAAAAAAUAAAAAAAGGUCCCAUGCAAAUUUUGUUACGUACAUGAUUUUAGUAUUGAAUGCCAAAACCAAACACAAUGCAAAAAAUCUUUCCUUGGGGUCGGUCCGUCGUCAUAUAUGUCAAAAUUUAAUUUGAGACCGUUUGCUAAUGGCCAAGAACACACUCUGCGGUCACGUAUCCAUCUGUGAAAAAUUUAUCGCCUCUCGGAUGCAGUUUUCGAACUCGGCCUGUAUUAAAGUGAAAGUGCGUUUUAUAAGAACGAUUUCAACACGUUUUGGUACCUCAUUUGGUUGGUCAAAAAUGUACCAUGUAUGAAUGAUGGGUGUGAAUGAAGGGCAAAAAGAGUAUUAAACAAAAUAUUGGUUAGGGCGUGAUUUUUUUUCUAUGCAUCAUACUGGUAAUGCUUUUUACACAUUACAUUCAAGUGUGAUUUUUUAAAAAUCUCUAUAUUAUUUAUUUUUAGUCCCCCUCCUUGUAUAAUUGUAAAAAUAUUAACAUAAUACUUUCGGUUUAAGUUUAAAAAAAUCGUGAAAAAGGCUGUUAAAACCACUACUAAUUUUAGUAACUUAUUAUUUUUGUGAAUAGUAUAGGUUAAUUCUAUCUUUCUGACCUUGCCUUUUUGGCACAGUGUCAUAGUAAUUUUAUUUCCUCUCAGAACAUUUUGAAUGGUGUUCGGCAAGGUUGAAACUAACUUUACAGCUGAAUAGUUUGACUUAUACAAUGUUUUUAGUAUUAUUGUUGAGACAAGAAGUUUAACUUGAACUCCGCCCAUUUUACUUCUUGAAAAAUUGCAAUAUUCAUUUAUUAUUAUUAUUAUUAUGUAAUUUUUUUUAAUUAUAAUUUUAAUUUUCUCAAUUUUCACAGAAGAUAUAUUUGGAAUUUUGUAAUUGAAUUUUUUGGUUUUGAAACAAUUUAUAAAUGAUAUUUGUUUGUGUACUUAUUGUGAAGUUUGUUUUAUUUUUCUAGCAGAGUUUUAGUUUUGCUGAACAUUUUUUUUCUAGUCAAAACUCUUUUAGUUUUCUUUUUUUUACAACAAAAAAUUAUGACAAAAAUUGAGUUUCUGAAUCUAGUUCUCUUCAAUCUAGGAAUCAAUGGUGCGAAAUAAUAAAAAAAUACCUAGAUUUAGUGACGCUCCUUUUUUCCUUUUUGAUUGAAAGUUACUAAAAAAAAAUAAUUGUCUUACGGGUCUACUAUAAAUAAAUAAAUAAAUGAAUGAAUAAAAACGAUAUCUUAUUGUUGUGGUUUUCAUUGUAAUAAAAUAGAAAAUCUAAAUGUGAAUAACUUGUAAAUAUCUAUUUAGGUAGAUAUGUGUAAAAAAAAUUAAAAAUGUAAAAAUAAAAAACCUUUUUUGGCAGGACCUGUUAAAGGUUUUCUGUAGUGUAAAUCGAGUUUGUAUGUGUUUUAUUUUGAUCCCUCAUUGUUUUAAAACUUUUCCGUUAAAAUUUAUGUAGGGAAAUAACUUAUACAAACAACGAGAGAUGUUUUUAACAAAAAAUAUUUUACAAAAAUUUAAAUGAGAACAAUAAUUAGCGAUUAAAAUUUAACUACUGACUAACUAACUAAUGGUUGUGGCUAUAUUUAUAUUAGGUCUCGGCUUGACUUUCGAUGCUGUUGACUCAGCUGAUGACGAUCAGAUAACUCCUCCAUCCUCAGAAAGAGGGGUAGGUAGAUUGAUGGCUGGGCUUCUGCACAGGAGGUGGUUUGCUUUCUUCCAUUUCAUUUUUGAAUUAUGUGUCUGCCCAUGAUAUAUCCAACUAUGGCUAUUACAAUCACAUAAAUGAAUAAAGUCCAAAUACUGGGUGGUCUUGGAAUUGUGGAGGUAAACUGUGGGGGUUCAUUAUUAUCGAUUUGGUUUUUUAUUUUGUGGAGCUUGUCAAGUUUGAUUUCCUGUAAAUGAAAACUCAAAGUGGGUACAGGAAGGCACGGAAGCGUAGUUUCGAUGUCUGGAAAGAUGAUUGGAAUAGACUAUAGGUACUUUAAGCAAAAAUGUUAUUCUGUUGUUUAGAAUGAAGCACUCAACAUCAAUGAGAUUUUCGAAGAGAAAAAUGUUUUCCAAAUCUACAGGUAAUUGAUUGGGACCAAUAUUUUUUGAAGUUCUUUAAGUUCUUUAAAAAGGUCAUUCACUUUUAUUAUUUUUUUGGGUGGAAGGUUUUUAAUAUUGAGAAAGUAAUAGAAUUCUCUAUAUUGUCGCAGAAAGUGGUGCGUUUGCCAGCAUGUUAAGAAUCUUACUUGGAAUCUAGAAAAUACUGAGCAAAAAGAUUAUCACGUUUAUUCUGGAUUCUACACGAAUGGAUUGCGGAUAUACAAGGUGGAAUUUUUAAAUGGAAUAAAUUCAGUAUCAGAAAGCCUGUUUAUUUUCUGGAAAAAUAUAAAAUAUUUUUAGUUUGGCACAUUUUUUCUUAAGAGUAGAAACCACCCCCAACUUUUUUUUUCCAAAUGUGUAUUGUGAUAGCUCGUUGGAAUGGGCAUAAAAAAGAAAAAUGAUCCAUUAUUUACUUUUCCAUUUCGGUGAUCUAGAAAGCGAGAAAAAAAUAAAGACAUAUUUUUCCACAUAAUUUUUUUACAGUUAAAACUGUUGAAUAUCUUUAGCAAUUCUUCUUGGUAGAACCCUAAUGCGAAACAAGCCUCAUUUGUAACGUUACGUAAUUAUUUCUGACGUUAACACACUAUUUGAUGCCUGGUACUCGAAUUCUCAAACCUAAAAUAGUGUGUUAAUGUCAGAAAUAAUUAUAUAACUAGAUCGCCGAAAUGCAAAAGUAAAUAACGGGUCAUAUUCCUUUUUUUAUGUCCAUUCCAACGAGGUAUCACAAUACAUAUCUUUACAUUUGAAAAAAAAAGUUGGGUAUGGUUUCUACCCUAAACAGGAGCGCAAAUUCCAUGAAAAGGCCGAAAAAAUGUGCCAAACUGAAAAUAAAGGGACCCGUUUUUUUUAAUUUCUCCAGGAACUAAACAGGCUUUCUGAUACUGAAUUUAUUCCAUUUAAAAAUUCCACACUGUAUAAAGGACAGUAUUACUUAGUAGUUUUUAGUUUAAGUUUGACUGUGAUAUGAUUUAGAUAGCGAUUAUUGUUGAGAAUUGUAAGGAGUUUGUUUUUUUGAGUUAAUUAGUGAAGUAAUUAGUGUCAGAAUGUAUAGUAAC
This is a messenger RNA of Ceutorhynchus assimilis (cabbage seed weevil), 8214 nucleotides long. Lineage: Eukaryota; Metazoa; Arthropoda; Insecta; Coleoptera; Curculionidae. The record is from the annotation of a GenBank genome assembly.